AUGCAGAUCUUCGUCAAGACCCUCACCGGCAAGACCAUCACCCUGGAGGUGGAGUCCUCUGACACCAUCGACAAUGUGAAAGCGAAGAUCCAGGACAAGGAGGGCAUCCCCCCGGACCAGCAGCGUCUCAUCUUCGCCGGCAAGCAGCUGGAGGAUGGCCGCACCCUGGCAGACUACAACAUCCAGAAGGAGUCCACUCUCCACCUGGUGCUCCGUCUCCGUGGUGGCCACAGUUUGGUUGCAACUGUGCAAUGA
Miscanthus lutarioriparius is the source of this 255-nucleotide messenger RNA. The record is from the annotation of a GenBank genome assembly. NCBI's taxonomy places the organism in Eukaryota, Viridiplantae, Streptophyta, Magnoliopsida, Poales, Poaceae.